This is a messenger RNA of Salvelinus namaycush (lake trout), 717 nucleotides long. RefSeq names its product ras association domain-containing protein 7-like. The transcript has 5 exons. The coding region runs from base 1 to 717 and encodes 238 amino acids. Lineage: Eukaryota; Metazoa; Chordata; Actinopteri; Salmoniformes; Salmonidae. The record is from RefSeq and is a predicted model, not a curated record.
AUGGUCAUCGCCCUCACACAGGCUAUUGGUCAGACGGAUCGCUAUGUUCUCAUCCAGAAGCUACGAGGCACAGAGAGGCAGCAUGUGGCUGAUGACUGUCCCUUAGGGUCUCUAUCUGGAUGUCAAGAGUCGAAGAAGGCCCUCACUUUCAACCUUGGUCCUUCUACCAUCCCCAGAAGGACUAAUGCUAACAAGUCCGACCCGUCCAAGAAGAAGGUCUUCAGGCAGGUGCUGCAGCAGCAAGAGAUGCUACAGGACCUGGAGGCCCAGCUGGUGGCUUUGGAAAGGGAGACAGAGGUGUGGGAGAUGGGGAGGCAUGCAACUCCUCUCCCAGGCCUGAAUCCAGGCCUAGGAGAGGAGCUGGAUGUGCUGGAGACGAGGCUGAGACAGAAUGGGGCAGAGCUGAUGCAUGUGGAGUACUGUGAGGAGCAGAUGCAGCGAGAGAAGGACAAGGAGCAGGAUAUCCAGGGACGUCUGCGCCAACUCUAUGCCUCUAUGGAUGAAUACAGCUUCCGGCUCAAGGACCUCCAGACCCAUUCAUUCAGACUGGGGCAGGACUUUUGUGUCGAGGCCCAGAGACGGAGCUCUCAUCCGGGCACUCCGCAGUCAGAGGAGGCCAUGGGCGCACUGAGGGAGGAGCUACACAAUCGGCAUCAGAAGGGGCGUGGAGCUAGACGUGAGAGGUGUCAGGUGCUGGAGAAGCUGAACAAGAAGUAA